AUGGAUCCUAAAACAGAUUCUGAUGAAGAUAAUUUGAAACAGUGUUGUGAAAAAGAAGAGUCAGAUGACAGUGAAACACAAAAGAAAGAAGAAGACAUUGACAAUAUCUUAAAUGACGGAAUUAAUAAAAGUUUUCACAGCGUCGACAAAAUACAUACCACUCCAGAUAUGAAAAGCUCAUUGAACGAUGUUCACCAAAUAAUAAACGAUGAUAAUCACAGUGGGUCAGACGAUAACAGUGAUAUUUCGGAAGAAAAAACUAUAUUGUUUGAGAAAAAAAAGAAUGGUGCUGCUAUAACCCAUACUAAUAAUGACAGUAAAACAGAUAUACGAGCGAUCUGGACACCCCCAUCACAACCGGUUGGAGACGUCAGAAUAACAGCCACAGUGGUGCUGGACUUUCAGACUUUCUGGACCAACAUUGUAUCAACAUCAAUUCAACAGUUGACACCGUCAACCACAACAACAUCAAUUCAAAAGUCUACACUGUCAACCACAACAACAGUUGCCACAACUACGAAUACACGAGCAACUAGUGCAUCUUCAACGCUGACAGGCUGCGCAGGACUGAUUGGGACUAUUUUUGCACUUAAAUAUGAAAUUACAGAAGAGGUGGCAAAUGGCUUUACCAGUGGAGAUGCACAAGGUUCCCGGAAAUAUUCUACAGCUCUUAAAGUUCUGAAGCCCUUCAGACCAUCAUCAAAAGAUGGUAAAAUACCAAUUAAUAAGGCUGGUUUAUUGUCAUACAUGUUUAUGACAUGGAUGACACCUCUAGUCAUGAAGAUGUUUAAACAUAGAGAUGAGGAUCUAAAGGAGGAAGACAUCUGGGAGUGUUCAGAUUAUGAGGCUUCCAAAGUUAAUACUGACAGACUAGAAGCAUUGUGGAAAGAUGAAGUGAAAUCAAAAGGAGAGAAGAAAGCUUCGGUUCUACGUUGUUGGUUAAAAUUCUGUCAGACUCGAAUUUUAGUCAGCUUGAUCAUUGUAGUAGUCGAUGCUCUGUCAACUUUUCUAGUAUCGGGAUUCAUCAUAAAUGAAUUGAUUGCUUAUAUUGAAUCAGUUGAGAAUAACAUACUUUAUGGAAUUGGACUUGUCGUCACCAUGAUGGCAGCGAAUGUAGUCAGAGCUGGAACCCUCUGUGUUAUCAUUAUGUUUGGUGCUCAAACAGGUAUAAGGUUUCGGGCUGGAUUUCUUGGAUUGGCAUACAGAAAACUCCUCAGACUCCAAAAAGUGAAAGGAAAGAGUUUAGCCGAGCUUAUCAACAUAUUUGGAGGUGAUGCUAUCCGUGUGUACGUGAACUGUGUGACCUUUGUAUACAUUCUUGCUCUACCAAUAUACAUGAUUAUCGGUGCUGGAUAUACAUAUUACCUGCUAGGACCCUGGUGUUUCAUUGCAAUGGGGAUCUUUCUGUUGUGCUAUUUACUCCAGGGAGUGUUGACAAAAGGCGUCGAAAUAGUGCGUAGAAAAACCCUUCAGCAUACGGACAAACGUGUUAGAAAAAUGACAGAGGUUCUCAAUAGUAUGAAGUUGUUGAAGAUGUACGCAUGGGAAGAACCAUUUGAACACACAAUAUCUGAAAUAAGAAAACAAGAAAAGAAAUUCUUAAUGUUUGCUGCCAUUAUGAAUUCAAUAAGCGCAGCCGUUAUCCCUGUUACUCCAACACUGGCAUCAGUAGCAACGAUAUCUACAUUUAGAGCUUUUGGAAAUGACAUAUCUGCUUCUACUGCAUUUGCUGUUGUCGGUACAUUGAGCUUUCUAAGAAUUAUUGUUUCUUUAAUUCCGUAUGCAACUAGAAUUCUUGGCGAAGUUCGUGUUAGUUUUGACAGAUUAAAGCGACUUCUUGUGCAAGAGGAAUUUUCGACACAUAGUGACAAAUGUAUGAACCAAAAUAACGCAGUAGAAUUGGACAAUGCGUUCUUUAUGUGGGAAGAUGCAACAUCACCAGGAUCAUUCCACAUAGAGAAAAUGAAUUUUACAGUUCAAAAGGGAAAACUGAUUGGUAUAUGUGGCCCUGUUGGAUCAGGGAAGUCAUCAUUAAUGGCAGCUAUAUUGUCAAGGAUGCCCUUUAUUUCUGGACAUGCGGCUGUGAAUGGUAGUAUUGCAUACGCUGCCCAACAAGCCUGGAUAUUUAACGACACUGUACGAGAAAAUAUUUUAUUCGGAAAAUCUUAUGAACCAGAAAGGUAUCAAAAUGUUAUAUAUACAUGUGGACUUGAGCCUGACUUUGCUAUUCUUGAUAAUGGAGAUGAGACUGAGAUAGGUGACAGAGGAACAAAUCUAAGUGGAGGACAAAAGCAGCGUAUCAGCUUGGCUAGAGCAGUUUAUAGUGACAGUGAUAUAUAUCUCCUUGACGACCCUUUAUCAGCUGUUGACGUCCAUGUUGGAAGGCAUCUUUUCCAUACUUGUAUCAAAAAGACGCUUGCUAGGAAAACAGUAAUCCUAGCAACUCACCAACUACAGUAUCUAAAACAUUGUGAUGAAAUAGUAGCAUUCGAAGAUGGUGGCAUUGUGGAAAGGGGACAUCAUGAUGAAUUGCUCUUACAAAAUGGAUACUACAAAGAGAUGAUGGAUAAAUUUCACUACCAUACAAAUACUUCGAUGGAAAAGCAAUUACCAAUACCAUCAAAGUCUAAAAAUGAGGAUACCAGUAAUUCUAAAAUAGCUACAAAUGGUGUCCAGUCGAAAAAGAAAGAUCUUCCGAAAAAUAGCUCUGCUAACAGUGUGACAACAAACAGCUCUGCAAACAAUGUAACGCAGCAAAAUGAAAAAGGUAAAUUAACAGAACGUGAAGAAAUGGUGGUUGGUAAAGUAAGAUUUGGUACAUACAAAUCCUACAUCAAUGCUGCAGGUGGUUUUAUGAUCUGCUUCUUGGUGAUGCUGUCAUAUACUCUUACCAUGGGUUCUGUUGUAUUCAGUGAUUGGUGGCUUGGAAUUUGGAUUAACACAUUAAAUACGGCAACGCCAAAUAAUGAAACAAAUAGCUAUAGUUUUGCUGAUUCAACGCCAUCAAACUUGAGCGCUGCUAAUCUUUAUUAUACGACGACUUCUAGCAACAACACAAUGAAUCCAUUGCCAUCUCCAGAGACCAGUUCUGGCUUCGACUUUUAUUUAUUGGUAUAUGUUUCAUCAUUAGGAGGAAUAAUACUUCUCACGAUACUCAGAGGAUUCGCAGGAGCAACGACUACAAUCCGUGCAUCAGUUCGGCUACACAAUAUUGUACUGAAUAAGGUAAUGAAGGCUCCAAUGAAAUUCUUUGAUUCCAAUCCUUCUGGACGGAUACUCAACAGAUUUUCAAGGGACAUGGACGAAGCUGAUGUAUUUCUACCACAGCUCAUCGACACAUUAUUGCAGUUACUAAACCAAAUUGCAUUAUCACUGUUGACCACCGCUAUAGUGUUACCCUGGAUUCUUAUUGCGAUUGUUCCAGUUGCAAUACUGUUUGCAAUUUUGAAGAAUAUCUCCAAUACAUCAGUUAGGCAGUUGAAGAGGGUUGAAAACGUAACGCGAUCACCAUUGUUGGCACACGUAAACACAACUGCUCAAGGAUUAUUUACAAUAGUUCCAUUUAAUCAACAGAAACAAUUUAUAGAAAAUUCAACAAAGCUGAUAGAUGUGACCAGCACAGCGACAUUUUUGUUUGAGAGUAGCAUGAGAUGGGUUGAAGUGAGACUGGAUUUGUCGUCGUCAAUUAUUACAGUCGCUACUGCCUUAGCGAUAGUUAUAACUAAAGGUUCAGUUGCUCCUGCUCUUGCAGGUCUAUCUCUGACAAUGUGCAUUAAGGUCGUUGGUAUAAUGCAGUUUAUGGUACGAGUUAUGAAUGAAGUUGAAGCUCGGUUUACGUCCAUUGAACGGUUGCAUCAUUAUGAAAAGAGCCUUGAAAUUGAACCUCAGACAUUUAAUACAACUCCAAGUGACAAUUGGCCAAACGAAGGAAGAAUAAUAUUCUCCAAAGUUGAAAUGAAAUACCGUGACAACAUGAAGCCAGUGCUGAGAAACAUAUCAUUUGAUUUGCACCCUCAAAUGAAAAUUGGCAUUGUGGGUAGAACUGGAGCAGGAAAAUCUUCACUUGCUGCUGCGUUAUUUAGACUUGUUCAAUUGUCGGAAGGUCAUAUAUACAUUGAUGGCGUAGACGUUUCUCAGAUAGCUUUAAAAAUUUUGAGGUCAAGAUUGUCAACAAUUCCACAAGAUCCUGUGCUUUUUGCAGGAACAUUGAGAUACAACCUUGACCCGUUCGGAAAACAUCCAGAUUCAGAACUUUGGAGUUCACUAGAGAAUGUUCACCUGAAGGAAAAGGUUCAGCAAUUCGAUCAAGACCUCGACUAUAAAAUAGAAGAAAAUGGUGAAAAUUUCUCAGUUGGAGAACGACAGCUAAUAUGCCUAGCUAGAGCAAUAUUACGAAAGAACAAGAUUUUACUUUUGGAUGAAGCAACAGCUUCUAUUGACACUCAAACGGAUUCUCUUAUCCAAAAAACUAUUAAAGAAAGAUUUAGUGAUUGUACAGUAGUGACCAUAGCUCACAGACUAAAUACAGUUCUACACUCUGACCUCGUCAUGAUUAUGGAUAAUGGAGAAGUAAUAGAAUCUGGUGCACCACAAGAUCUACUGACAGAACCACAUUCAUUCUUCAAUACUAUGAUAGCUGCACAAACAGUUAAAACCCCUUCACCAUAGUGAUGUCAAGAUUUUAAAGACAAUUAUGCAAUACCACAUACGGAUAUCACACAUUUCUAUGAUUCUGUUGGAAUAUACCAUGUAUAUGUUUCCAUAAUACUUUUGCCAUACAAUUAUUUAAUAGCGCA
This is a messenger RNA of Mytilus californianus (California mussel), 4796 nucleotides long. Its product is annotated as ATP-binding cassette sub-family C member 5-like. Gene Ontology annotation, molecular function: ATP hydrolysis activity; ABC-type transporter activity; ATP binding. NCBI's taxonomy places the organism in Eukaryota, Metazoa, Mollusca, Bivalvia, Mytilida, Mytilidae. The transcript is spliced from 33 exons. The record is from RefSeq and is a predicted model, not a curated record. The coding region runs from base 1 to 4668 and encodes 1555 amino acids. Gene Ontology annotation, biological process: transmembrane transport. Gene Ontology annotation, cellular component: membrane.